This is a messenger RNA of Poecile atricapillus (Black-capped chickadee), 8568 nucleotides long. It is a transcript of the gene RNF150, whose product is annotated as ring finger protein 150. Bases 332 to 1630 code for a protein of 432 amino acids. NCBI's taxonomy places the organism in Eukaryota, Metazoa, Chordata, Aves, Passeriformes, Paridae. The transcript is spliced from 7 exons. The record is from RefSeq and is a predicted model, not a curated record.
UCCACGCUCUUCCGCGGCCGCACUGCCAGCAGCAGGGGAGGCAGCUUUGCGGGCAGGGCGAGGGAGGAGAGGAAGGUGCCGGAGGAAGGAGAGAGGGGGGAAGGCGGAGACGGGGCCAGCCCGAGGAAAUCAAAUAGCCCCGACAUGAUUUAGGCAGCGGCUGCAGAGGGGAGGGCCCCCUCCCCCGCUCGCUCCCUCGCUCGUUCGUUCGCUCGCUGGUCCCCGCACGGCGCCGGCGGGAGCAGCGCCGCCCCGCUCGGAGCGGCGGCUCGGGGCGCGCACGCACACACGGAGCAGCGGCGGCCGGGCGGGAGGGCGGGGGGGCCGGCAGAUGAAGAUGGCACUGUCUGUGAUCCAAGCGUGCCGCAGCCUGGCGCUCUCAACAUGGCUGCUGAGCUUUUGUUUCGUGCAUCUGCUGUGCCUGGACUUCACCGUGGCCGAGAAGGAGGAGUGGUACACGGCUUUCGUCAACAUCACCUACGCCGACCCGGCGGCUGGCAGCGCCGAGCUCCGCAGCGAGAAGAGCGAGUGCGGGCGCUACGGCGAGCAGUCGCCCAAACAGGACGCCCGCGGGCAGGUGGCCCUUUCCGCCUCGCCCGCCGACCGCUUCGCCUGCGACCCCGGCACCCGCUUCAACGCCCCGGCGCCGGGCAAGAGUUGGGUCGCCCUGAUCCCGCGGGGAAACUGCACCUACAAGGACAAGAUCCGCCACGCCGCCGCCCAGAACGCCUCCGCUGUCGUCAUCUAUAACGUGGGUUCCAGCAACGCCAACGAGACCAUCACCAUGCCCCACGCAGGCUUAGAAGAUGUUGUAGCAAUAAUGAUCCCUGAACCCAAAGGGAAAGAGAUAGUGAGCCUCCUGGAGAGGAACAUUACUGUGAUGAUGUACAUAACCAUCGGGACACGCAACCUGCAGAAGUACGUCAGCCGGACUUCGGUGGUGUUUGUCUCCAUCUCCUUCAUUGUGCUGAUGAUCAUCUCCUUGGCAUGGCUGGUCUUCUACUACAUCCAGAGAUUUCGCUACGCAAAUGCCAGAGACAGAAAUCAGCGCCGGCUUGGAGAUGCUGCGAAGAAAGCAAUCAGCAAGCUGCAAGUCAGGACGAUCAGGAAAGGUGAUAAGGAGACUGAGCCAGACUUUGAUAACUGUGCUGUUUGUAUCGAAGGCUACAAGCCCAAUGAUGUUGUCAGGAUAUUGCCUUGCAGGCAUCUUUUCCACAAGUCCUGUGUAGACCCCUGGCUGCUAGAUCAUCGUACCUGCCCGAUGUGUAAAAUGAAUAUUCUAAAAGCUCUAGGGAUACCGCCAAAUGCAGAUUGCAUGGAUGAUAUACCUCCAGACUUGGAAGCAUCCAUAGGAGGACCACCAACCAACCAGAUCACAGGAGCCAGUGACAUAACUGUGAACGAGAGUUCAGUGGCCCUGGACCCUCCAGCCCGGAGCAUGGGAGUGCUACAAGUCAUCCAAGACGCAGACUUCUUUCCCCAGGCUGUCGAGGGUAACUUCACAACAAGCAAUGAACAGGAGCCAGCAGUCAGCAGUGAUUCAGAUAUUUCAUUGAUUAUGGCAAUGGAGGUUGGACUGUCUGAUGUGGAGCUUUCCACUGAUCAAGACUGCGAAGAGGUGAAAUCUUGAAAAACAGAGAUUCAACACUAAACUACAGGGGAGGGUCACAGGUAGGGACUCAGUCAGCUUUCUAGGAUUUGGACCAGUCAUGCACAUGCCUCCAGAGCACUGUCACUCCUGCACACUCCAUACUGAGAUGGUAAUGAAAAGCAAUAGCAACUGUUGUAUCUGCCUGGAUGUGGUUUCAUCAUCUACACACCUUCAUUCACAUGGGAGAUGGAUACUUCCAGUUUACCCACGUGCUUGAGAGCAGUCAUGGAACUGUCCAGGGAACUGUCAUUGCAACUGUAAUGACAACUUGAGUGUUUUCUACACUUGUUCAAUCAAAUUUUUGUUGGGUUUUUGAAAAGGCAUAUGUUUAUUUUAUUUGUUUGUUUGUUUGUUUAUAGUUUGUUGUGAUUGGACACUCUGUUUUUAUUGACUGAUCCCAGCUUUUUCAAGAGUUCAGUCCAGAAAUCUGAAUUCCUGUUCACUCGUCACUUCAUGAUCUGACCAGGAUUUAUCAUUGCUUUGUUGUUUCUGCAUGAAUUACAUAUGGCUGGCUUCAGAAGGAUGAUGCACCAGCACCCUGCAUUAAUGUAACACCUGCUUUCAUUAAGUGGAAGGCUUGGAAAUAGUAUAUUCUGAAGGCUUUUAUUUGUAAGAGAGCUCUGAAUUAGCUGAAAUUUGGGUUAAAAUUACAUUAGUUUGUCUUUUACUUAGAGCUCUGUUCUAGACAAAUAUUGUACAGUGUGAAGAAGAGAAAGAAAAGCUUAAAACAUCACUCCAUCCAUGUAGUCCUGUCCUGUAUUUUACGCUAUUCACAGGUGUCAGUACAUUAGUGUCCUUCCUUCAAGUGACAAUUCAGUAGCUGGAAAAAAAGAUCUAGCAUAACAUCAUUUCUUUCCUUAAUAUUACAGACCAAAAGCAGAUCAGUGGGCUAAUGGAGCAUCUGAGAGGUUUCCAGAGGCUGCCUAUUAACAGUUCUGCAUUAAGCAGGUAUUCUUCCAAAGGGUCUGGAGAUUCUGCUAUCAGUGUCACAAAUUGGUAAGGGAGCAAAAGGCAGUCGUUUGAAAUGUUUAAUUCCUGGUUUGCUUCGGGUCUUUUCCCUCAGUGGGUUUCAUUUCUUACUUUUUGACAGCAGUUUUUGUCUGCUUGUUAUCUAACAAGAGUUCAGGUGGUUUGUUGCCCUCCAGAGUCCCUGUCAAUGUUGUCAGAAGCAUAAUGGAAUAUUUGCAAUUUGUAUACAGAUACAUAUACCAAAAUAUAAUGGGAAGGGAAUUUGAAAAUAAAAGAACUAACAUAAAUCAAAACACCUAAAUAAUAAUGACCUGACAUAAUAAUUUAUUUCAUCCUGAGCUCUGCUUUCCAGGUAAGAGCUCACUGUUAAUUUUUCAGUGUAUGAUUUGGUUUUUCAGUCAAAAUACUCAGCUGUGAAGAAGCUUACUGUUAGACAAGAGUACAUAGUUUCUGUUGAGAGUCAGAUGAUUUGAAUCAUGUUACUGUCUCCUGAGUCAGUCCACAGAAUCAACAUGUGAAUGCUGAACACAGAAUCAACAACUCUGCAUGAAAUUUUAUGGCAGAGGUCAAACAUUUUGACUUGGCAGUGUCAUGGUGGGAUCUCAAAAUGCAACUGUUAGGUCUCAUUGCAUUUAAUCUCCUUGCUGAUUUACUUGUCAAAUGUGAAAACCAGCUUCCAGACAAAAUUUUUCAGAUUUUAUUCAGGAACAUAUGUGUUCAGAACUACCCCUAAAAUUUUGGCUGACUUGCUUUUUUAGUAUAGAAAGAAGGAAAAAAUACUCUCCAUGCUCUUUUGUCCAUUUAGAGCUAAUUAAACAUUUAGUUUAGUUUUAGUUUAUGUUUUGUGUCCCUAAAUUGCAGGUUAAUCUUGAGGUAAAGGUUUUAAACUGACAGAGGACAGAUUUAGAUUAGAGAUUAGAAAUAAAUUAUUACUGUGAGGAUGAUGAGGCACUGGAAGAAGUUGCCCAGAGAAGCUGUAGAUGCCCCAUCCCUGAAAGUGUUCAUGGCCAGGUUGGAUGGAGCUCUGAGUAACCCGGUCUAGGGAAAGAUAUCUCUGGCCAUGGCAGAGGGUUUGGAACUAGAUGAUCUUUAAGAUCCCUUCCAACCCAAGCCAUUCUGUGGUUCUAUGAAAAUUACCCAUAAAGGUGCAGUUACAUCUUUAAAAGCCAUUGAAAUGAAAAUCUUUUUUCAAUUAAAGAGAUAGAGGCAGCUGGGAAUUUUGGUUUAAAAAGAAAAUUAUGGACUGUUCCAGAGGGUACACUAGGUCAGUCUUGACAAUAUUUGUGGUUCUGUAAUCUUGUUUUCGUUAUUCUUUUAUGUCUUCUCUAUUUCUUGCUUCUAUGGGAAAGACCUGACACAUCAAUGUUGAAAUUGACCCCUACACAUGAAAGUUUGCACUAGGUACUGCAUCAGUUCCAUUUAAGCUCUGUAAAUAAUGCUGAAAUGGGAUUUAAGUGGUGCUUAUAUCAAAUUUUGACCCAGGAAUGAAAUUAAUUUCAAACUACUGCAGAGGAAGGAGUGAAGCUGGUUAUAUACAGUAAGGGCUCCUUACAGAAAGUCCACACACUGGUACAAUUUCUUCCACUAGAGCCUGGGUGCUACAUGUCACAGGACAAACACAAUGUCCAAGUUGUCAGUGAUCCUUUCACAUACACUGCACACUGUAGCACAGCACACAGGCAGAGAACUCUUGGCCAAAUUGUUUGGGUUUUAGAGGAACUGUCACAAAGUCUUCAUUUUAUUUCAUGAACUGAAUUAAGUUGAUCUCAAUGGAUAGAUUGACCAAUUAGCUGUUGCUGUAGCAGAAUCACCCACGGCACAACAGAACAAGCAAAGUGUUUUUCUGUGGAAAAGUGAGGCAAGAAGGGAAACUCCCAGCUGACACUGGGCUGGGUCCUUUGCCUAGCAAAAUCAUUGAAGGGUGGUGUGCUCAAAAAGGCAUCACAGAUUUGGUAAUUUGGACCCUGCAUGUAUUUCUGAGCGUUAAUGAAGAGCUUUGUAGAGGUCUCACACUGUGCACACACUUUUCCUAAAUAUCCCAUAAUUAGACUUGGUCCCUCAGGGUCCACAGGUGGCCACUGGAAGAGGCAGGGUGCCAGGCUGGGUGAGUGGUUUUGAUAUACCACCAAUAAGUGAUAUGCCUUUUAGUAGAAGCAUCCUAGCAAAUCUGGGUCAAGAGUCUUUCUGCUUUUGCUUUCCCAGUUCUACCUGCAGGUUCACUUAGGGAAGAUGUUGUUCCAUCCCUGUCCUCAGGUGUUCUGCAGCUUUGAGCACUGUUAAGUGAUGAUGAGGGCAAAGCCAGGUUACACAUCACUGAAGCAUGAACUUAGGAAAGCACUUAAGUAAAUGUUUUAUUCUGUCCUACUAAAAAAAACCCGCUUAUGAUUAUUUUUGGACUUGCACCAAAAUCACAUUACUUUCAACAAGUCUUCUAUGAGCACAAUUAAGUCCCUGUGUCAAAAGGAAAUGUUUUCCUGAAGCCUGACCUGACUGACAGUGUGCUUUGCAUAUAUAACCUGUGAACUACCUUGGGAAUUUGAAGUGCUUUAUAAACAUUAAGACCCCCUCACGUGUGUUUGUAACAUGUAUGAAAGCCUUAAUUCUGUAUAUCUGCAUGCCCAUGCACACCUUGGUACUGCUGCCCACUAAGUUUGGGCAUUAAGUAGGUGGGGUUCAGCUGCUGGGACACAGUACUGGCUGUUCAGAAGGGAGAGCAGCCUUUAGCAUGCAUCCAGGAAAGAACAAAAUCCUCUAGAGCCCUCUGACAAGCAAGUGUUCACAGAUACAAUUCUGCAGGCUGGCGCCAUGACUGGGGGCGGGGGGGUGCAUCUCCUGUGCAGGGGCAGUGGCCAGGGGAUUGUAUGGCUCCCAAGAAAAGGCACUCUUGUCAUUAAAUUGAUCCUGUGCCUCUCCCAGCAAUUCCCAUCUCGUCAUCUGAAGCACUUUUCUAUGAGCAAGUAGUAGGUGGGAAAAGCAUUUGCCUUAGUGAGGCUCAUCAUCACUCAGGCUGGGCUGCAGGAUGAAACUUGGUGAGACAGAAACUGUGCUCAGAGUAUACUUGGAUUUUUUGGAUUUCACUAAGCUGCCUUCCCAAAGGUCUGUUCAAUAGUUAGGAUGCAUAGAAGGUUAUACAGGCAGAAUUUUGCACUCACAAGCAACCUGAUGUAUGCAUGCAGAUGUGCAAAGCAUGAGGUCUACAUCCCCUCCUCACAGCUCACCUGUUCUGCUGGGGAUACAGAUCUGGCACUUUCUGAGGGUUUGACGUUUUUUAUUUUCUGACUGCUUUAGAGCCUCAAAACCAGGAUCAGGACUAUCAUAGCACUGCAGUUCAUUCUUUAAGCACUCUAGAAUUAAAUUGACAUCUAUGCAUAUAAAAGUGCAUUGAUGUGAAUAUGGAAACUGUACUGUUGUAAAAUCAGAAGCAGUUAUCAUUUUUAGGCCAUUUAUUUGAGGGAGAUUGUGGCACUAAAGAAAAAGGCUUUAUAGAGGCAAUUUGGAAAAAUAAAUUCUUGAAAUCACAUAUGAUAAGUAGUCUCUUGGAUCUCACUAAUGAUCCCUGGAUCAAAUCCCAAGGGAGUCAUUGCAAGCAGGGCAUUGCUGUUGGGGUGCAUCCAUUUUGCAGGACUAAAAGGGUAAAGAAAUCUAGCCUGUUCCUUCCCAGCCCAUCUCACAAAUGUUUUUCCAAGAGUGAGCCUUUGUUGCAGUGGAAGGAGAUCAUGGAAUCAACAUAGCAUUUCAAAUAAAAGGCAAUCAAAGCACAGUGCUGCUUCCUCUCCUGUGUUUUGGGCUGCCAUAUCUCUUGGAGCAGGUUGGAGAAGGGAAAGGAGCUGGCCCAAGUUCAGCUCCAGGGCUUGGUGAAAAGCAGUCUGUGAGAUUUCAGCAGGUUCGGGACAGCCAAGCUUCUUCAUGGCUAAUGUUGACCCUGGGAUUGGAACUUUGUUGAUGAACACUGAGCCCAUGUGGGCACAUUUGUUUUGCAGAUGCAAAAAUGUGUCAGUGUAUUUAGGGCAGGCAGAAUGAUGGCAGUGAAUCGGCUUGGUUAGCAUGAGUGGGAAACACAAUGUGGUGUAUUUUAGGCUUGAGGGAAAAUGAAGCUGUAGGUGUUGCCUUCACAGGCUUCUUAAAUAGGGGACAUUGAUCCAAAGUAAGCACUACUUUCAUUUUACCAAGCUGUUAUCUGAACUAAUUGAUAGCAUCUGAGAAUGAGGAAUGCUAGAUGGACUGUUCAGGGAGGAUUUGUUUGUGAAGCAGAUGGCAGCUGUGGGUUGGGAGGGAGAGUGAGGGCAAGUGUGAGGGCUGCCCCUCUGCCACACUGCUUACCCCACUGGGCUGGACACCCACUUGGCCCCUUUAUCUGCCCAUUUCUUUUUCAAGGAAACAUCCUUCUAAGCAGGAGCUGUAUUUCAAAGGGAGAAAUAAAGAAAUUAAAGAUGUGGAUUUUGAAUGAAAAGCCAACGGAUGGUUUUUCCAUCUGAAUUUAAUCUUGUCUCUCUCGAGUAUUUUAAUUGUGAAUUGGUGGAAAUGACUUUCUGUAAUGAAUGGAAAAAGAAAUGGGAGGAAAAAAAAAGGAGCAAUAGUGUUUUCCCUUUCUUGUUUAUUUCUUGAUUCUUUGGUCCUGAGCAGCAUUAAACACAAUAGCCAGAUCAAGAUGCUUGUUUGCUCUGAAUGUAUACAGUUAUUUCAGAUGUCAAAUAUCUAAAUGUUUUGUAUAUGUAUGUAAUGCCAUCCUCAAUACUUGUUUCAUGUUAGGAACCUGAAAUGACUGUACCAUUUUAUAAUUAGAUAUGUAAAGAGGGGACAGUGGGUGGGAGGGUCUGUUAUUUUUAUACCAAGAUGUUCCUUGUAUUUAGUGAACAUUUAAAACUGUUUUUUACUUGUCAAAAUAUACAUUCCAUCCAUUUCCAGAAGAGAAUUAUUUCUAUUUAGAGUAGUUUAUAAGCAAACAAAAAAAAAAAAAUAUGUGGCAUCCCAGUUGUAUGCAGUUCCUGAACAUAGCAGCAGUAUCCUGGUUUUCCAUGAUGGCUAAAGGAUUUUUCUAGCCAUGUCUCUUCUCACAGCAGAGCCCUACCAGCAAAUGCAAGUGUUAAAAAAGGAAUAAAAAUCCCAAACUAAAUAAAUACCACAUGGAUCAAUGCACAGCUUUAUGAAAAAACUUCCUUAAGUUCAGAGACAAUGGUCUGUCCCAGUGAAAUUCUCCAGAGUAAUCAAUCCUACUCUGGACAGCAGGAUCAGAUUUACUGGGAGGCUUCAGCUCUCUGUCCCUGCCUGGCAGACUCACCAGCCUCAGCAAGCUGAGGCUGUGCAGGGUUGUUACACUCCUGCACUGUGGCUCUAGCUGUGUUGAAGCUUUGGUUUGGGAAACACCUACCAAAAGGCCAUGGCAAAGUCACACUGUGGCAUUUGCCUGGGCCAUGCUUUUUCUUGUCUUUCAUUCCCCCCUUCUCCCUGCUACCUAUGACAUGCUGCCAAAACUGUGCAGUAGCAGUUUGUGAAGAUUAUUUUUGACCUUUUUUCCCUUCUGUACAGUCUUGCAAAUAAACUUUUAACUCUUCACUGACAUUUUGUAACAUAUACAUCUUCCUCUCCAAUGCACUUUAUCUCUCUUGAAAAAUGUGGGAGUCAGAGAACUACCAUCUUAAAGGGAUUUGAAAUCAUGAGACAUACUUUUUAUUAUUUUGUGUCCUUGCUUUGUUAGAUACUGUAAAUGCUAAAGAGCACAGACAGUGACUCAGCUGGGGGAAAUACCAAAAUGUUGUGGCUAAUACUUGGAAGCAUUAUUCAGCAGUCCAACAUGGCUAUUUUUGUUAUAUAGAGGAUUAUAAUGUAAAUAUGUGAGACUGUGUUAUUACGUACUAGUAAAAUAUUACAACUCUCAAAGUUAAGACGGUGAAUUCCAAGGAAUUUUAUUGCAAGUUUUUUAAUAAAACAAAUCUGAUUAUUGUGUUGUA